This is a messenger RNA of Anolis sagrei ordinatus, 1272 nucleotides long. RefSeq names its product G protein-coupled receptor 151 (gene GPR151). The record is from RefSeq and is a predicted model, not a curated record. Lineage: Eukaryota; Metazoa; Chordata; Lepidosauria; Squamata; Anolidae. Gene Ontology annotation, molecular function: G protein-coupled receptor activity. Gene Ontology annotation, cellular component: plasma membrane. Gene Ontology annotation, biological process: G protein-coupled receptor signaling pathway.
AUGAAUAUCUCUCUGGCUCAACCACACCAUUAUGCAGGAGGCUACGAACCGCAGGUCUCCAAAGAGUGGAAGGUGGCGAUCCCAGCCUUCUUGGGGGUCAUCUGCUUGGCUGGCUUUGCAGGAAAUGUGUGCGUCAUUGGGAUCCUACUGUACAACUCCAAAAAGGGGAAACCUUCUAUGAUUCACUCUUUGAUCCUCAACCUCAGCUUUGCAGACCUUCUGCUCAUCCUUUUUGUUGUGCCGUUCAGAGCAGCUGCUUACUCCAAGGGAGCCUGGUCUCUGGGUUGGUUCCUUUGUAAAACCUCAGUCUGGUUCCAAGAUGCUUGCAUGACAGCCAAGAGCUUGACCAUUGCUGUGGUAGCCAAGACUUGCUUCAUGUAUGCAAAUGACCCAGCUAAACAGGUGACUAUUAAGUGGCACACUAUCUGUGCAAUGCUGUUGGUGAUUUGGCUGGUGGCCUUGGGGAUCCCAUUACCUUUGUGGUUCUUUAGCAGCCUCCGGGAGCCAGAGAGGGGCUCUGCUUUGUGCAUCAUGGUGAUCCCAUCUCAAGCCCAUGAGUUCAUGUCAGCUUUUGUCAAGCUCUAUCCUUUGGCAGUAUUUUGUGCACCCCUCACCUUUGCUUUCUUUUAUUUCUGGAGAGCUUACGGCAGGUGCCAACGAAGGGGGACCAAGACACAAAACCUGAGAAAUCAAAUCCGAUCCAGGUGUCUAACAAUGAUGCUUCUGAGCGUUACUGUCACCUCUACUGUGAUGUGGCUUCCCAACUGGAUAUCUUGGCUGUGGCUCUGGCACCAGACGAAAUAUGGGCCUGCUCCUCCACAAGGAUUCAUGGCCACUACUCAAGUCGUGAUGUUUGCUAUCUCUUCAGCGAACCCUCUCAUCUUCGUACUUAUGUCUGAAGAGUUCAAAGAGGGCUUUAAAGGCUUAUGGAAAAGGCUUACACUGAAAAAGCCUCUGCCUAGUCCAGAGGAUCAAGAGGAAACAGCAGCUGAAAAUGAUUCGGAGGGAAUUCCAGAAUCUGUUCCUUCUCCAGAGGCUGUGACUCCUGAUCAAGAGAAAGAGCCCCCUCCUUUGUCGCAUAGCUCAGAAAGCAUGGAAAUUAAGGAGAUGCCCAUUUUGCCUGAUGUAGAGCAAUUCUGGCAUGACCGAGAAGCAGUCCCUGAUGCUCAAGACAAUGACCCCAUUCCUUGGGAACAUGAAGGACAAGAGACAGAAAAGAAGCCCAUUUGAAAAAUCUUGUCACCAUUACAACAUCAAUCUCAUUUUUCUGGU